Messenger RNA from Rhineura floridana, 2652 nucleotides. It is a transcript of the gene MGMT, whose product is annotated as O-6-methylguanine-DNA methyltransferase. The transcript has 7 exons. Gene Ontology annotation, cellular component: nucleus. Gene Ontology annotation, molecular function: methylated-DNA-[protein]-cysteine S-methyltransferase activity. The record is from RefSeq and is a predicted model, not a curated record. Lineage: Eukaryota; Metazoa; Chordata; Lepidosauria; Squamata; Rhineuridae. Bases 240 to 1367 code for a protein of 375 amino acids. Gene Ontology annotation, biological process: DNA repair.
AUAGAUGAGGCCUUUCCCCGCCCCGUUAGCAAGGAAACUCCCAGAUUGGGGGGGGCGCGCGCAAGGCUAUGCAUGCUUACUCGUAAUCAAGUCACGCUGGAUUCAGUGGGGCUCACUCCCCCAGCCAGUUGCACAGGGUCUCCCCCAGCCAACUGCACAGGUUGUAGCCUCGCUACCUAGACCGCUGCAAGUGUGACUUUUCAACUGAGUCCCGCGGGCUACGCCUUCUGUCUCCAUUCAUGUCAGUGGUUGGUGAGCGUCUUUGGGAUUUUCUUAGCCGGCAGGCAGGCAGGCGUAAAGUCAUCAAAGAACAGCCUUGGAGCAGUGGGCGGGCCGGUGGCCUUUCUAGCUGUGGGCGAGAGAACAAGUCCCAACAUGUUUCUCGACGACCGUUUGUCCCAGACUGGUCUUGCCCCGCCCCCUUGAAGCGUCGUCGUUCGUAUACUAAUCGCCUACAGCACUUUCGCUCUUCUUCCCGUCUUGAAGUGUUUACUGUGUGCUUACAGGUGAGCCUGCCACGAGCCUCGGAGCGAGGCCUUCCCUUCUCCUCGCUUCAUAUGCUGGGCAAGAGACUUGUUGAAGUAGGUAACCUACUUUGUGUACUUAACAUGGCAUCAAAACUUCAUCAAAAAGCUCUUUCCAAAGAUGUAAAAACUCAUUGUGAGAAGAUGUGUGUGGUGCUGGGCAGUCCUGUGGGAAGAAUUGAGAUAUCUGGAUGUAAGACAGGGGUCCAUGAAAUCAGCCUUCAGGAAAAUGCUGUGCCACAGAAUGGCCAUAGACGUCCUGAAAGAAUGUUUUCAAACAGCCAUGGCAGAGGGGAGAGAGGACUGCUGGACUUAGGCCACAAAAUUGCCUUGGCCCCAGCGGAGCGGUACAGAAGGGGAGAUGACGAGAGUUCCAGUACAGUGGAUCGAAAAGUGUGUUUGACAGCCAGCACUGCAGAGACCUCUGUGUCUUGUGAAGUAUGUGAAGCUCCAAAGGAAGUAACAGAGCCACUGAAACAGUGUGUAGCUUGGCUUCAGGCCUAUUUCUGUGAACCCUGGAUGACAGAGAAUCUACCGAUACCACCUUUCCACCACCCACUGCUAGAGAAAGAUUCAUUCACCAGAGAAGUGUUAUGGACCCUGUUGAGAGAUGUGAAAUUUGGAGAGGCGGUUUCUUACAAGCAAUUAGCAGACCUGGCAGGCAACAGCAAAGCAGCCAGAGCUGUGGGAGGAGCAAUGAGAAGCAAUCCUGUCCCAAUUAUAAUACCGUGCCACAGAGUGAUUUGCAGCAGUGGACAGACUGGCAACUACACGGGAGGAAGUCAUCUGAAAGAGUGGCUUUUGUCACAUGAGAAGCUUCAGAAGAAAAAGUUAGCAUAUUGAUGCAGUUCAGGCACAGCUGUUAUACAGCCAAAACACAUAACGAAAGAUACUUGGCUUAUAACAAGCUUUCAGAACACACAGUAGAAUUCAGAAAAAUGGUAAAUAUUUGAGUGACAUAUAAAUAUAAUACAACAUCCGAAGCGAAAUGUGUGGUGGCACUACUAUAUUAAAAAAGCUGAAUGUGUCCUGAGGGAUACAGCUUGUAUGCCCUUUCUUGUUUUUACAUUUUACAGCAGAAUGAGUACAGAGGACUGUGCCUGUUGUACAUGUAUUUUGUUCCCAUCUCUAGUGCUGUUUUGUUCUAUUUUUAAUGUCCAUUAAAGCAAGGAUAAGGGAGUGGGAGGGGCAUGGCAAAUGUUAGAUGCAACUGCCCCUCUAAGGAAGCAUCUGGCUCGCAGAGGGGACAGCCGGGAAUCCACAGCCUUUGCGUGUAUUCGGAGAGCCAAAUUAAAUGCAUAAGCUUCAACACACACCUCCCCCUGUUCCUGCCUGGAUUUGUAUUUGUCCAGAUUGAAAAGCUUGUACCUCUGCCAGGCUUGGUGCCCAAGAUUUUCCUGUUUUCUUUGAUGUUUGAACUGUUGAAAUGAUGUUUUACGUAAACAGUUGUUAAUGAAACAUACUGAAAAUCCAUUCAAAAGGAAACAGCUAUUGAAUUGCCUAUUCACAGCUUUUCUUUUCAGAUCAUUGUAGAUGGCUAAAAGAUAUGAAUAAAAAUAUUUUGUCUCUAUUAGCAUUGCUUGAUACAGACAGAAAAAUAGAUGCUGAAAUGUAGUUUAACAACAAAAAUAUUUUUAUAAAAUUAUGCUGCUGAGUUACAGACGCCUUUUUCCAGAAUUUAGAAGCAUAAUUCUUUUCUUUUUUAAAAAAAUGUUUCUCAUCAGCAGUGCUUAUGGUUUUUAGUCAUCAAUUGCUUUAUUUAGUUUUCACAUUUAUACAUAUGUUAUACAGUACUCUGGAUUAUAAGAAGCAAAAGCUAUGCAUUAUAUUAAACAUAUAACACGGUCCAGAAAAAAUAUAGUCAGCCAAAGGAUAUUGAAGCUAAAAUUUCUGGUUAUUUAAAAAUAAGUCAAUGAAAGUAAAAUACUACAAACCACAAGAAACUCAAAUUUUCAGUGUUGCAAUAAUAAAUUGUAACACAGUAAUACUGAUUUUUAUGUUUUUUUCGCAUUCUUGUAGAUGUUGCUUUGGAAAGCUCAUUGCGAACAAAACUUAUUGUGUUGUUAUUCCAUUAAUGUAGUGUUACUAAGAUAUUAGAAUUACUUUAUUAAAACCUGUUAUGCAUGAA